GUUACUAAUAAUGAAAAGUUUUAUUUUUCCUGAAAUUGAAAAUCUCCUAUCAUAUUCAUUAAUAUUUGAAAAAUGACUGCAUAAGAAUAUUACACUCACAAAUACAAGAUGAAUGAAGAAUUGUUUAAACAAUUAAAAACCAAAUUGAAUUUGGAACAUUAUUCAAUGAAUGAUGAAUGGUUGAAAGAUUGUUCAGAAUUCUAUGUAAGCCAGCAUGAAAAUCCAAGCUUCAAAGAAAUUUUACAAUUUGUAAAAGUACAGUGGCAGCUUAGUGAUUUACGAGAAAUUAACAAUGAAAAUGGAAGUCUUCCACAUAAUAUUUCACAACAUAAAUUCAUUGUUUUAUCUGAAAAUUAUAUUCUCCAGGUAGAACAAAUGUAUGACAUUGCAACAUCAAAAUAUAAACAGUUAGAACAAAUAAGGAAUACCCAUAUUUCAGAAACUGAACCUUCUGAAUCAGAGAAAUUUGAUAAGUGGCAACCACCCAAAAAGAGAAUGAUACAAUUAAGAUUAACAGAUGGAGUACAAGAUAUAAUUGGAAUAGAGUAUAAUUAUAUAUCAUGGUUCAAUGAUGUAUUACUUCCAGGGUACAAAAUUAUGAUAAUGGGGCCAGUGAAAUGUCGUAAAGGUGUUUUAUUGUUAGAACCAGGAAAGUGUCAAGGAAUUGGUGGGGAAGUAGACAGUUUAUUAAUUCCUAAUGCUCUGGAAAAUGUCUUAGCUAGAGCUUUGAAUUUGAAAGAAAAUCCAGAUCCUUAUAAUGACAAUGAAUCAAAGCCAAAUGCUAUCAGGCCAGAAGAACAAAAAGUAGAUGAUAGUUUUUUUGAAGAAGAUUUUGAAAUAAAUUUAGAGGAAGUUUCUAUAAUUGAAUCUUCACACGAGAAAGACAAUGAACAAUUUAGCACUAAUACAGUUAAAACAGAAAUUAAAACAGAGACGAAACGAGAAAAUGUUAUAAAUUAUAAUAUUGAUACUAAAUUUUCCGAUAAGCAAACUCGUGAAGAAAAACAAAUCUUGGAUGAUGAUGAUUGCUUCCUAGAAAUGGUCGAUGAAACGCAAUUUUUAGAAUCACAAGUGAAGCAAGAGAAUGUUGUAAGUUCCUUAAGAGCUUUGCCUAAAGAAGAAAAUGAUGAUAUUAUAAUAAUUGAUGAAGAAGAUAUAAUUGAAGACAUUUCUAUGCCAUCAAACUCUGAACAAGUUGAGCAUACUUUCAAAAAUGAAAAACAAAUUUCACAUUCAAAUUUUGAACUGCUAACUAGUAAAAAGGAUUCAUCGAUUUCUACUGUACAGUCUGCAGUAAGAAAAACUCGAGAGGAAUCUUUAGUAAUUGGAGGAAAGAGAACUAUUCCAAUGUCUUCUCCUGAAAUAAAAGUCUCAAAAAAAGGUAAAAUGGAAAGAUCAAUCACAGAAUUUAUAAAACCACAAAUAUUAAAUACACCAAAAAUUUGUGAUUUUAUUCAUGACAUAAAUCAAGAAGUAAUAACAAAAACAACGUCUAAAACAAUUCGAGGACAUAUUGAGGUUUUGGGGAAAUUGGCAAAAAAAGAUUCAUUGUGGAAUUUAGAAUGUACAGUAGGAGAUGGUACUGGAACAAUAGAAGUAUCUUUUUCAAAUAAGGUUUUGGAAGAAAUGUUAGGUUUUACCGUACAAGAAUUUUCAGCAAAAAAGAAAUUGAAGAAAAAUCCAGAGAUUGAACAACAACUUAGAACGAGUUUCCGUAGUGCAGAACAUAGAAUAAAAACUUUGGAUGCCCUUUUAGAAUUAGAAUUAAAUUUGAAUAAAAAACCUAUAGUAAUUAAAAUUACUGAUUUGACUCAGGAACAGAAAGGAAUAAUAGAUAAGAAACUAAACAACUUUUUGCUUAAUAAAUAAAUUAAAU
Molecule: messenger RNA, 1876 nt
Organism: Megachile rotundata (alfalfa leafcutting bee)
Lineage: Eukaryota; Metazoa; Arthropoda; Insecta; Hymenoptera; Megachilidae
Biological process (GO): resolution of meiotic recombination intermediates; double-strand break repair via homologous recombination
Cellular component (GO): RecQ family helicase-topoisomerase III complex; nuclear body
Molecular function (GO): nucleotide binding
Source: RefSeq, a predicted model, not a curated record